This is a messenger RNA of Theobroma umbraticum, 399 nucleotides long. NCBI's taxonomy places the organism in Eukaryota, Viridiplantae, Streptophyta, Magnoliopsida, Malvales, Malvaceae. The record is from RefSeq and is a predicted model, not a curated record.
AUGGGUAAGAAGCCUCAAAAGACCAAGGAACUUUCAGUAGCAAUCGCUGAGGCUUCAACAGGAGGAGGAGGAGAAGAGGUCCAGCAACAAACACAGCCUCAGGCUCAGCCUCGUAGAAAGAGAGGUAGACCUCGAAAACAUGUUGAGAAAAGUGAAACUGAAACUGAAACUGACGAGAGAAAAGAAGAGGAAGCAGCAGAAGUUAGUCAAAACCAAUCAAAGAAAGUAAAAGUUACAGCGGAAGAAGAACAACAGAAACAAGAACAAGAACAAGAGCAACAUGAGGAAAAGGCACAAGCGAAGGCAGAGGCAUCAUCAACUCCUGUGGGACAAUCCAUGACGAGUGAGCCUCCAAGAAGGAGAUCAAGAAGAAAAAGCCAACCCAGAAAGAGCAGCUAA